Messenger RNA from Capsicum annuum, 2188 nucleotides. Its product is annotated as ATP-dependent 6-phosphofructokinase 6. Bases 441 to 1970 code for a protein of 509 amino acids. Gene Ontology annotation, molecular function: 6-phosphofructokinase activity; ATP binding. Gene Ontology annotation, biological process: glycolytic process; fructose 6-phosphate metabolic process. The transcript is spliced from 13 exons. Lineage: Eukaryota; Viridiplantae; Streptophyta; Magnoliopsida; Solanales; Solanaceae. Gene Ontology annotation, cellular component: cytoplasm. The record is from RefSeq and is a predicted model, not a curated record.
GAAUACGAGUAUAGAAUCUUCUAUUUUCCAGAAGAAUCAAAAAAGUAAUUUCAGUCCUCUCAUUUAUUUUCCCUCUUUAAUUUACCAACUUUUCGUGAACUCCUAUCCAAAAUACCCACGAGAAAAUUCAAUAAACGGUUGCCACAUACCUAUAUCUUUUUAGAAAAGGCCACAUGUAUAUGUAUCUAUAAUAUAAUAUAUGUUGUUGACCAUUUUUAGUUUAAAGAGCACAAAGGCUGCUCACUUUGAUUAAUUCAAUUUUCAAGUUAGUUCAUCUGAGAUAAACGGUUUAACUAGAUUUGCUUGAAUGGGAUCAGUUGAUCAUUGUUUAGCAGGAGUAACUGUGGGGUCUGGGCAUAAUAUCAAUAAGACAGCUGGUUUGAAUAUAAUAAGUUCAAUGCCUAAUUUGCAGCACACGCAGAACAAGAUCGUGAUCGGUGAUGAUGGUUAUGUUCUGGAGGAUGUUCCUCAUUUGUCUGAUUACAUUCCUAAUCUUCCUACAUAUCCUAAUCCAUUGCAGGACAAUCCUUCAUAUUCAGUUGUUAAGCAGUAUUUUGUCAAUGUGGAUGAUGCAGUUGCCCAAAAGGUCAGCUCUGUUUGAAAUGAAAAAUAUUUGGGGAUUACCUUCUAAUCAUUCGGAGAAGCACUUGAUAGUGCUCGUGCUAAUAUGUUGUCCGGGUCACGGGGUAAUAUGCCUUAUUGUUGUCCACAAGAACAGUCCAAGGGGGAAACAUUUUCGUCGAGCUGGUCCUCGCCAAAAAGUUUACUUUGAGCCGGACGAUGUUUAUGCAUGUAUUGUAACAUGUGGAGGCUUAUGUCCAGGUCUCAACACAGUUACCAGGGAAAUAGUAUGUGGCCUAUACCAUAUGUAUGGUGUAAGCAGAGUCGUGGGGAUAGAUGGAGGAUAUAGAGGUUUCUAUUCCAAAAACACGAUUCCCUUGACACCCAAGGUUGUGAAUGAUAUCCAUAAACGUGGUGGAACCAUUCUUGGGACAUCUCGAGGAGGUCAUGUUACCAAGAAAAUAGUAGAUAGCAUUCAGGACCGGGGUAUGAAUCAGGUUUAUAUAAUUGGAGGAGAUGGAACCCAGAGAGGGGCAGCGGUGAUAUUUGAGGAAAUUAGAAGGCGCGGUCUCAAUGUUGCAGUUGCUGGAAUCCCCAAGACAAUCGAUAAUGAUAUACCAGUUAUUGACAAGUCUUUCGGUUUUGAUUCUGCUGUUGAGGAAGCCCAACGUGCUAUUAGUGCUGCUCAUGUUGAAGCUACCAGUUUUGAGAAUGGAAUUGGUGUUGUGAAGUUAAUGGGACGGGAUAGUGGGUUCAUAGCGAUGUAUGCUACUCUUGCUAGUCGAGAUGUUGACUGCUGUUUGAUUCCAGAAUCCCCUUUCUAUCUUGAAGGACACGGAGGACUGUUUGAGUAUAUAGAACGUAGGCUUAAAGAAAAUGGGCACAUGGUUAUAGUCAUAGCUGAAGGUGCUGGACAAGGGCUAGUUUCCGAGAGUUUGAAAUCCACUGAUCCUUCAGGGAAUAAGCUUUUACCAGAUGUUGGGCUAUGGAUCUCGGAAAGGAUAAAGGAGCAUUUCUUGAAACAAAAGAAGAUGGUCAUUAAUCUCAAAUAUAUAGAUCCCACAUACAUGAUUCGGGCUAUUCCAAGUAAUGCAUCUGACAAUGUGUAUUGCACUCUUCUUGCUCAAAGCGCUGUACAUGGAGCAAUGGCUGGCUACACAGGUUUUACAGUUGGUCCUGUCAACGGCAGACAUGCUUACAUACCCUUUAAUAGAAUCAUUGAGAAACAAAACAAGGUUGUGAUUACAGACAGGAUGUGGGCAAGACUUCUAUCUUCAACCAAUCAACCUAGCUUCUUGAGAACGAGAGAUAUAAUUAAAGAAAACAAGGAGGAAGAACCACCUACUCAGUUAGCAAACGAUUCCACAUCUACAGACGAAAAUUCGGUGGAGAAACAAAUCCUUUGCUAACUUUGAAACAUCAUAUAUAUAUAUAUGGUCCCUUGUAAAAGUACUACAAAGAAAAACAAAUAUGUGAGGAUUACCAGCUUGGUGAGAGAACCCUACACUUGUGUAAAAUCUCAAUGUGUGAGGAUUACCUGCUUGCUGAGUUUUAGACGCGCGAUGUGUAUUGUGACUCAAAAUAAUAUACAAUAAUUAAAAAAAAGGAUACUCUGGUUUUUCAGAAA